AAGCCUAAAAGCCAAUCUUCUUAUCUUCUCUACCAUCCUCAGAGCUUGAAGGAAGAUCUAAAUUAUUUGGUCUGACAGAAACAAGCAUGUAAAGGAGUCAAAGAAAGUUACCUUGAAGCUUUUCCUUGAGUAUAUAUAUGAUCCUCGUUGCUUUACUUUAGCAGGAGCCAGAAUUGAAGAUGAAGUAUAAUGAGAUCUCUCACUUCAGCCACCCACAACACAAGCUCAAGUUUGAGUACUCAGAGUCUCCAUUCAAGUGUGAUGGCUGCAAGGAGGCUGGUAUAGGCUCUAGCUACAAAUGUACGGUCUGUGACUUCGACCUCCACGUGCAUUGUGCUAUCCCUUCCCCCUCUAUCUCGCACCCUUUCUACACCAGGUGCUCCUUCCAGUUCAUGUCUCACCCGCCCGGCAACAUUUCUCGAUACUGCAAUGCCUGUGAGAAGGAUGUCACUGGCUUCAUUUACCACUGCAAAACUUGUGGUUUUGAUCUUCACCCAUGCUGUGCCAAGCUCCCGAUGGCACUCAGUGACGGUGAAAUCAAGCUCUACCUUUACAAGAAAGUGAGUUCAUCGUGUCAUAGGUGCGGACGGAAGGGAAGAAGCUGGUGUUACAGAUCUUCUUGUAAGAAGUACAAUCUACAUGUAGCUUGUGUGAAAGAAAUGCUUGAGGAAAGCUGGCAUGAAUUGUACUUUGGACGUGGGAAAUCUACCAAAUUGCAGACAAGAAUUCCUAGUCUUAAGAAUACUCUUCAGACUCAUCAUAACAAGAGCAAGGGCAAGAUGAAGAGUUGUUGUGAGAUGGCUGGUAUGGCCGUCCAAACUGUUAUAUCCGCGGUGCUGGGAGAUCCAACGGCUCUGAUUGCGGGGGUCAUCGGGGCCCUAAUAUCGGCAGCAUGAUGAUCAGUGAUAUCAAGUCAGUUAGGAUAGUAUUAGGAUCAGGCUUGUUUAGUAUGGACUUGUUUGAAUGAUAUCAGACCAUCAUGAAUCUCAUGAUAUCAUUUAGGUGUAGCUAAAACUCCAAAAGCCUAACAUGUUAACUAUUUCUCUAGCCAAAAGAAAAAGAAAUAGUAAUUUUUCUUUCAAGAA
Cucurbita moschata (crookneck pumpkin) is the source of this 1085-nucleotide messenger RNA. RefSeq lists its product as uncharacterized. The record is from RefSeq and is a predicted model, not a curated record. NCBI's taxonomy places the organism in Eukaryota, Viridiplantae, Streptophyta, Magnoliopsida, Cucurbitales, Cucurbitaceae. The transcript has a single exon. The coding region runs from base 180 to 896 and encodes 238 amino acids.